CAAAUCUAAAAGGUUUGAUGUUGAAAGGCCAUGGACUCGUGGUUCAUUCGGAAGUUCUUCAAUGCUUCCAACAUAACCACAACAUCUCUUUCUCCUUCUCGCCUAGAAUUUAGCUAAAACCUACAACCCCCCCAAUCAAAACCUCUGCUUAACCAUGGAGCUACCAAAAUUUAUGUUCGCUGGCGUUCUAAUCUUAGGGUUUCUAUCCAUCGUCGCACAAUCCAUCCGUUUCGAGAUCGAAUCGGGGCAUACAAAAUGCAUAUCGGAAGACAUCAAAAGCAAUUCUAUGACAGUCGGUCACUACUCCGUAGUUAAUCCCAAUGAAGGACAGCCAUUACCUGACUCCCACAAAUUCACUAUCAGGGUGACUUCGGUGUACGGGAACUCCUAUCACUACGCCGAUCAUGUACAGUCGGGUCAAUUUGCGUUUCAGGCUACUGAGGCAGGGGAUUACAUGGCAUGCUUUUUUGCCAUCGAUCAUCAUCCCGCCAUUAAAAUUCCUAUCGAGUUCGAUUGGAGAUCUGGCUUGGCUGCUAAAGAUUGGUCUAAUGUAGCCAAAAAAGGUUCUGUAGAUGCAAUGGAGUUGGAGCUAAAGAAGCUUGCAGACUUCGUGACUUCCAUUCAUGAAGAGAUGUUUUAUCUCCGAGAAAGGGAACAUGAUAUGCAAGAGCUUAACAACAAGACAAAUUCAAGAAUGGCGUUAUUGAGUUUUCUUUCACUGUUCGUCUGCUUGUCAGUUGCAGGUUUGCAAGUAUGGCAUUUGAAGUCAUUUUUUGAAAAGAAGAAGCUCAUUUAAGUCCCAUAGCAUAGU
This is a messenger RNA of Lactuca virosa, 811 nucleotides long. The record is from the annotation of a GenBank genome assembly. NCBI's taxonomy places the organism in Eukaryota, Viridiplantae, Streptophyta, Magnoliopsida, Asterales, Asteraceae.